Bubalus bubalis (water buffalo) is the source of this 4489-nucleotide messenger RNA. It is a transcript of the gene RPH3A, whose product is annotated as rabphilin 3A. The transcript is spliced from 22 exons. Gene Ontology annotation, biological process: intracellular protein transport. The record is from RefSeq and is a predicted model, not a curated record. Lineage: Eukaryota; Metazoa; Chordata; Mammalia; Artiodactyla; Bovidae. Gene Ontology annotation, molecular function: small GTPase binding. Bases 319 to 2433 code for a protein of 704 amino acids. Gene Ontology annotation, cellular component: membrane.
AGAAAGAGACAGAAAGGGAGAGAGGAGAGAGAGAGAGAGAGAGAGAGAGAGAGAGAGAGAGAGAGAGAGAGAGAGAUUCACAGAGUGAAAACCUUCAUCCAUGUGGAGGGCAGGCUGAGGGAGCCACUGUCUUUACCUUGUCGACUGACGGGUCUGAGUUUUCUCCUCUUCCGGCCGUGGCACCUCCGCUGAGCUUUCAAACCAAGUCAUCCAGAGUUAGCAUCUUCCCACCCGUCACGGAAGAGAGGAGUUGGCAAGAAUUUGGCUCGCCCAUUCCCCCUGCAACCCUCUGGUGUCUUGGAGUGCUGGGCUUCAGCCAUGACUGACACCGUGUUCAGCAGCAGCUCAAGCCGUUGGAUGUGUCCCAGUGACCGACCCCUGCAAUCAAAUGAUAAAGAGCAGCUCCAGACAGGAUGGUCUGUCCACCCCAGCAGUCAGCCGGACAGACAGAGGAAACAGGAAGAGCUGACAGAUGAGGAGAAGGAAAUCAUCAACAGGGUGAUCGCUCGCGCUGAGAAGAUGGAAGAGAUGGAACAGGAGCGAAUCGGGCGCCUGGUGGACCGCCUAGAGAACAUGAGGAAGAACGUGGCCGGGGACGGGGUGAACCGCUGCAUCCUGUGUGGAGAACAGCUGGGGAUGCUGGGCUCCGCCUGUGUGGUGUGUGAGGACUGUAAGAAGAAUGUCUGCACCAAGUGUGGGGUGGAGACCUCCAACAACCGCCCACACCCUGUAUGGCUCUGCAAAAUCUGCAUCGAGCAGAGAGAGGUGUGGAAGCGCUCUGGAGCAUGGUUCUUCAAGGGCUUCCCCAAACAGGUCCUCCCACAGCCUAUGCCCAUAAAGAAGAACAAGCCCCAGCAGCCAGUCAGUGAGCCUGUGCCCGCUGCCCCUGAGCAGCCCACUCCUGAGUCCAAGCACCCUGCCCGGGCUCCAACUCGAGGUGACACUGAAGACAGGAGGGGCCCAGGUCAGAAGACAGGCCCUGACAUGACUUCUGCUCCUGGGCGAGGAAGCUACGGGCCUCCUGUGCGCAGGGCCUCUGAGGCACGAAUGAGCUCCUCUGGCCGGGACUCAGACAGCUGGGACCAGAGCCAUGGCAUGGCUGCUGGGGACCCCAGCCAGAGCCCAGCAGGUUUGAGACGGACCAACUCAGUCCAGGCUUCUAGACCUGCCCUGGCCUCAAUGCAGAGCCCGGCACCUCCCCAGCCUGGGCAACCAGGACCCCCAGGAGGCAGCAGACCCAGUCCGGGGCCAACGGGACGCUUUCCAGAUCAGAGACCAGAGGUGGCUCCCAGUGACCCCGACUAUACAGGGGCCGCCGCCCAACCCCGGGAGGAGAGAACCGGGGGAAUUGGAGGCUACUCGGCAGCUGGAAGCAGGGAGGACCGAGCGGGCCACCCCCCGGGCUCCUAUACCCAAGCCUCUGCGGCUGCUCCCCAGCCGGUGGUGGCCCCGGCCCGUCAGCCCCCACCCCCUGAGGAGGACGAGGAGGAAGCCAACAGCUAUGAUUCGGAUGAAGCAACCACCCUGGGUGCCCUGGAGUUCAGCCUUCUCUAUGACCAGGACAACAGCUCCCUGCACUGCACCAUCAUGAAGGCCAAGGGACUGAAGCCCAUGGAUUCGAACGGCUUGGCUGAUCCCUACGUUAAGCUGCACCUCCUGCCGGGAGCCAGCAAGUCCAACAAGCUUCGUACAAAAACCCUGCGGAACACCAGAAACCCCAUCUGGAACGAAACUCUGGUCUACCAUGGCAUCACAGACGAGGACAUGCAAAGGAAGACCCUCAGAAUCUCUGUCUGUGAUGAGGACAAAUUUGGCCAUAAUGAGUUUAUUGGUGAGACCAGAUUCUCCCUCAAGAAACUGAAGCCCAAUCAGAGGAAGAACUUCAAUAUCUGUCUGGAGCGGGUGAUCCCGAUGAAGCGUGCCGGAACCACUGGGUCAGCCCGAGGCAUGGCCCUCUAUGAGGAGGAGCAGGUGGAGCGUAUUGGUGACAUAGAGGAACGCGGCAAGAUCCUGGUGUCCCUCAUGUACAGCACACAGCAGGGAGGCCUCAUCGUGGGCAUCAUACGCUGCGUGCACCUGGCGGCCAUGGAUGCCAAUGGCUACUCAGACCCAUUUGUCAAGCUCUGGCUGAAACCAGACAUGGGAAAGAAAGCCAAACACAAGACUCAAAUUAAGAAGAAAACCUUGAAUCCUGAAUUUAAUGAGGAAUUUUUCUAUGACAUCAAACACAGUGACCUGGCGAAGAAGUCACUGGACAUCUCAGUCUGGGACUAUGACAUCGGCAAGUCCAAUGAUUACAUUGGAGGCUGCCAGCUGGGGAUCUCAGCCAAGGGAGAGCGCUUAAAACACUGGUACGAGUGUCUGAAAAACAAGGACAAGAAGAUCGAACGCUGGCACCAGCUACAGAACGAGAACCACGUGUCGAGCGAUUAGGAUGGUCCCCAGGUCCAUGCCCCGACCUUGUGCCCCUCACCCCCACCCCCAGCCUGCCCCAGUUGCCCGUUACAUUCUCAUCUCUCUUCUUGACACCUUCCCCACCCAUCCCUCCUGGAGCCUGCCUUUGAGGUUUCCCCUGCACCACGGACAUUGCCACCAAUAACCUCCACUCUCCGCAAUGCUGCGAUGCAGGCUCUGAAUCCAGCCUGUCUCAGAUCCCUCCAGGAUGGAGCCGUAGGGAUGAGGAGAGUUUCACAAGGAGGUUGUUAAUUUAACAACCUCUCAGCCCGGGUGAAUUACAGAGGCUCUUCAUCAUUUAGGACUGUUUUUAGACCCUUCUGGCCUUGGACACACCUAACAUCCAUCCGCCUAUACCCUCAGCUGUCAGCAGAGCCAGACAAGGUCAUGAGGAUGAGCCCUGGGACAGAAAUGGAGCACCCCAGCUCCCCCUCACCACCUCUUCACAUCAUGCACUCAAUUGCCACAAAACAGACCCCCGUGUUUAAACUCUCCAGUGACUAGGAACACACUUCCCGGCUCUAGAUGCAUCAAGAAAUGACCUUGCAGAAUACCCCAAGGGACUGGGUAGCCCCCUCUUUCAAGAUGUUCCCUAUUUGCUUCCUAGCAGACACUAGCCCCCAUUCUGUACCACCCCUCUCCCACUUCUCCUUCUUCCUUUCGCCCGAUGCCACAUUCAUCAUUUUCUUCUCACCCCCUUAUCUCUUCUCUCCGCCCCCACCUCUCGCCCCUUCUUCUUUCCCCUUCUCUGAGGGGAUAGAAUAGCAAAAGCAAAAACGUAUAUCUUAACACAGGCUCACCUCCUCGCCUCCUCUCACCAGCCUAACGAGCAAAUGCUGAGAAACUGGCAAAAUCCUGAACUACCACUUAGGUCCCUGCUUCUGUAACCACUUCUCCCCUUGGCAGAGCCGGGUGUACUUGGACCUUGGGCCGCUCGCUAGCACUGCCCCGGGUGCAUGGCAGCAUCCAGCAAGCUGUGUAGAUGCUCCGCUCAGAGGGCCUUUCUCAGCCCCUGACCUCCCCAAGUGGGCGCAGAAGGUGUUCAAACCAGAGCCCUGGUUUCCAGGGGGCCUCUCUAUAGAAGCCACCAGUCUCCUUCCUUUGCUCUUAGUUAAAUGAACACAUGACCCAUUCCCCUCACUCUCUCUCUCUCUCUCUCUGACUGUCUGUAUCCUGUCUCUAACUCAGAAUCAUCUCUGGUCUCUCUGUCUCUCUCUGUCUCUUUAUCUCUUGCACCCUGUUCAUUGUGUUGGGAGAAUAAAACACCAUCGUGCACAUAAAGCAUUAGAAAGUGACCGAUCCUGACACCAAAGGCUUUUGUUCCAUCCUGGAUUGUUCAGUCUUUCUAAAAUUUUUUUAAUUGUUUUAAAGGAGGAAAAGGCAAUGAGGUCAAACUUUAUAAGAUUUGAGUCCAGGUCAUCUCCAGUGCCCUGCGAGAAAGGCUGGAUUUUUACCCCCCAUUUCCAGUAAGUCUUCCUCCAUGAAAAUCACCCCAUUCUCUCCCAAACCCCACCAUUAUCUACAGAAGUAGCCAGAUGGACACUACUCUCUCACUGUCUCCAAACGCACACCUGUUAACCUUCCCUUUCAGGGCCUUCCACCCCCAGCUCCCUUGACAAGUCAUUGGAAGGCACUGAUUUCUUGCCUUGAAUAACCAUUUUCUAGAUGCCAGGCACCUCGCCUUCUCUACAAUGGCCAGCAGCUUCCUGGCUGCCAUCUUCCCUGCUGACCCUCUGUCUCCCCAGGGGCUCCCUUGGUGCCCAUUCUCAGCCCACCCCCUUCUCACGGUUCGCCCUUAGGAGAAAGCAUGCUGGCUGUGUCGCCCAGGCCUAACGCUGGUAUUGGCGCUGGACUCAGCAUGCGGCUAGCUCGCAGUGCCUCGGUCCAGGCGCGCCCCCUCCCUGACAGAUGUAAGCACCUCCCUGCCUAGAACACACACACACACACACACACACACACACGCCCUCUGGUGCAUGCAGAACUACCCAUCGCCUUUCUUUGUGAUGAUGUAGCCAAAAAUAAAGUAGGAAUAUCC